This is a messenger RNA of Kwoniella botswanensis, 378 nucleotides long. RefSeq lists its product as uncharacterized. Gene Ontology annotation, biological process: proton motive force-driven ATP synthesis. Bases 1 to 378 code for a protein of 125 amino acids. Gene Ontology annotation, molecular function: proton-transporting ATP synthase activity, rotational mechanism. NCBI's taxonomy places the organism in Eukaryota, Fungi, Basidiomycota, Tremellomycetes, Tremellales, Cryptococcaceae. The transcript has 4 exons. The record is from RefSeq and is a predicted model, not a curated record.
AUGGCUUCUAUCCUCCGACUUACCGCUCAACGAGCUGCUCCUUCUUUCACUCGAUCUUUGACCGUAUCGGCCGUUAAGAUGGACCUCGUUCAAGAUUUAUACGUCAACCAACUUAAAUCUUACAAGCCCGCUGCCAAAUCCGCCGACGCCCAUGUAGGAUCCGUCCGAACUUACUCUGCUCCCAAGGCUCCCUCCGCCCCUACCCUCCCUUCAGACCUCGCCUCUGAAUUAUCCAAAUUCGACGCUGAGGAACCUGUCAUUGGUGGAUCGGCCCCCAAGGCCACUGCUACCGCUACCGAUGCCGAAGGUGGAGAGUCUGCCGAGGAAUACUUGAAGUUCUUGGAAAAGGAUUUGCCCAAGGCUGACGCUCACCACUAA